Molecule: messenger RNA, 1937 nt
Organism: Trichosurus vulpecula (common brushtail)
Lineage: Eukaryota; Metazoa; Chordata; Mammalia; Diprotodontia; Phalangeridae
Product: U1 small nuclear ribonucleoprotein C
Exons: 3
Coding region: 427-843 (138 amino acids)
Biological process (GO): mRNA splicing, via spliceosome; spliceosomal snRNP assembly; mRNA 5'-splice site recognition
Cellular component (GO): U1 snRNP; nucleus
Molecular function (GO): zinc ion binding; pre-mRNA 5'-splice site binding
Source: RefSeq, a predicted model, not a curated record
UUGCGCAGUAAACUGCGAGCUAGGAAGCCCCGCAGCUGCGGCCCUCUCUCCCAAGACCGAGCUGGGCGCGGUUGAUCUCCCGUUCUCUUUCGCCUUCUGUUGCCCUCUCUCUCUCUCUCCCUCCCUCUCUCCCCCUUUCCCUCUCUCCCCUUCUCCUCCUCUCCCGCCCCCGGUCGGCCAGGCGUUUCAGGCAGUCGGCGGCGGUGUGCCCUCGUCUUCUUCGUUGCUGGGGUGCAGUCCAUCCUUUAGGAUCCCUGCUGAGUAUCUUGUCUGAAGAGCUGGGUCCCAUUUUAUUGCUCAGAUAAGAGCAUCCUGAAGUUAGUCUCAUAUGUGGACAACUUGUUGAGAGAUACAGUGAAGGUGAGGAAGCCAGCCAGUCUGUUUUGAAGAUACCUUGGCCAGAACAAGGUACAACUGUGCAUCAUCAUGCCCAAGUUUUACUGCGAUUACUGCGAUACAUACCUCACUCAUGAUUCUCCAUCUGUGAGGAAGACACACUGCAGUGGGAGGAAGCACAAAGAGAAUGUGAGAGACUAUUACCAAAAAUGGAUGGAAGAACAAGCCCAGAGCCUGAUUGAUAAAACAACCACUGCAUUUCAGCAAGGAAGAAUUCCUCCCAACCUGUUCUCUGCUCCUCCACUAGGAGGGCCUAUGAUCCCACCUCCUCACCCUAGCAUGAUGGGGCCCCCCCCUCCUGGAAUGAUGCCUGUGGGGCCACCUCCUGGCAUGAGGAUGCCCAUGGGAGGCCACAUGCCUAUGAUGCCUGGCCCUCCAAUGAUGAGGCCCCUUCCUCAUCCCAUGAUGGUGCCCACUCGCCCAGCAAUGCCCAGACCAGACAGAUAAAAUGGAGAGAAUAUAAAGAAACCCAUCUCUCAGUUUUUUUCUAUUCUUUGUUCUAUUUCACCAGAACAUCAUGGUGCUGGGUCUCAGACAUGGGUUUUCCCCAUCCCCCCCUUCCCCUUUUAAAAUGUUGGCACUCUUUUACAUCACUGUCACUUUCCCAUUAUUCCCCUCCCCACCAUUAUAUCCCUCCUCCCCUGUGAUAAAUAAGCACAGUGAAAAAAAAAUCAACACAUUGGACGUGUCUAAAUUUAUUCCUUGUUCUGUACCUAUAGUUUAACAUCUCUCUGCCAAAGGAAAGUAAACAUACUUUACCAGUCCUCUGAAGUCACAGUUGCAUAAUGCAUUGAUCAGAGUUUCGAAAUCUCAGUGUUGUAUUCCUUUAUAUUGUGGUUGUUGUGUGAAUUGUUUUCUUGUUCCUGCUUCCUUUCCCUCUCCCAUUAGUACAUACAAGCCUUUCCACAUUUCUCUGACUUCUUCAUAUUUGUAGUACAGUGAUAGUGCAUUGCUUUCAUAUCCCAUAAGUUCAUUUGACGUUUCUCAGUUGAUGAGUUAUUUGCUUGCAGUUCUUGGCUACUACGAAAAGUGCUGCUAUAAAUAUUUUUGUAUAUAUGGGACCUUGCCCCUCUAUCUUUGCCCUUCUUGGGUUAUAUGCCAAUAGUGGUAUCACCGAGUCAAAGUUGUGCGUGUUUUAGUGACUUUUUAGAGUAAUUCCAAAUCAUUUUUCAGAAUUGUUGGACAAAUUCACAGCUCCACCAAAAGUGCAUUAGUGUGGCUAUCUUUCCACAGUCCUUCCAGCUUUGACCGUUUUCAUCUUUUGUCAUCUUUCUUAAUCUUACGAGUGUAAAGUGAAGCUUUGGAACUUUUUAAUUUGCAUUCUUUUUAGGGAGUUAGAGCAUUUUGUCAUGAUUGUAGUAGCUUGCAGUUUUUCUUUUUGCACACUGCCCCAGGGGUAGUUUCCAAAUGUGUAAGAAGAUUUCCCGCUUCCUGUCAAAGAAGAAACAAUUUAAAAAGGAAGGGUGGGACAGAAAUGCAGCUUCUAUUUGUAUCGUGAAGUAUAAAAAUAAAAAUAUCGACUGUUUUAGCAUUUUAAAAAA